Messenger RNA from Schistocerca americana (American grasshopper), 741 nucleotides. RefSeq names its product thioredoxin domain-containing protein 2-like. NCBI's taxonomy places the organism in Eukaryota, Metazoa, Arthropoda, Insecta, Orthoptera, Acrididae. The transcript has a single exon. The coding region runs from base 1 to 741 and encodes 246 amino acids. The record is from RefSeq and is a predicted model, not a curated record.
AUGCAAGAGUUCAUCGUAUCGUUAGCUUCUAGUAGUGUGCAACGAAGCCAAGAGGACAUUGAAUCAUUGGCUUCUAGUAGUGUGCAACGAAGCCAAGAGGACAUCGCAUCGUUGCCUUCUAGUAGUGUGCAACGAAGACAAGAGGACAUUGAAUCAUUGGCUUCUAGUAGUGUGCAACGAAGCCAAGAGGACAUCGCAUCGUUGCCUUCUAGUAGUGUGCAACGAAGACAAGAGGACAUUGAAUCAUUGGCUUCUAGUAGUGUGCAACGAAGCCAAGAGGACAUCGCAUCGUUGGCUUCUAGUAGUGUGCAACGAAGACAAGAGGACAUUGAAUCAUUGGCUUCUAGUAGUGUGCAACGAAGCCAAGAGGACAUCGCAUCGUUGGCUUCUAGUAGUGUGCAACGAAGACAAGAGGACAUUGAAUCAUUGGCUUCUAGUAGUGUGCAACGAAGCCAAGAGGACAUCGCAUCGUUGGCUUCUAGUAGUGUGCAACGAAGACAAGAGGACAUUGAAUCAUUGGCUUCUAGUAGUGUGCAACGAAGCCAAGAGGACAUCGCAUCGUUGGCUUCUAGUAGUGUGCAACGAAGACAAGAGGACAUUGAAUCAUUGGCUUCUAGUAGUGUGCAACGAAGCCAAGAGGACAUCGCAUCGUUGGCUUCUAGUAGUGUGCAACGAAGACAAGAGGACAUUGAAUCAUUGGCUUCUAGUAGUGUGCAACGAAGCCAAGAGGGAAUCGCAUAG